This is a messenger RNA of Penaeus chinensis, 901 nucleotides long. Its product is annotated as ice-structuring protein 4-like. The transcript is spliced from 3 exons. Bases 57 to 452 code for a protein of 131 amino acids. Gene Ontology annotation, cellular component: ribosome. Gene Ontology annotation, molecular function: structural constituent of ribosome. Gene Ontology annotation, biological process: translation. The record is from RefSeq and is a predicted model, not a curated record. NCBI's taxonomy places the organism in Eukaryota, Metazoa, Arthropoda, Malacostraca, Decapoda, Penaeidae.
UUCUGUUUUUCCAUUAUUGUGCGCAAACUACCUAUUUUAUUGGUCCAGAAGCCGCGAUGAAGUUCGCUCUGCUACUGAGCUUCGCUGCCGCGUUGGCGGUCGUCGCCGCCCUUCCUGCCGCAGGGACAGCGCCCGACGCCGCACCUGCAGGUGCUGCCCCUGACUCCGCAGACGCAGCUUCUGGCUCGGCGCCCGCAGCCGCCUCCGCCCCUGCGGCUGCACCUGCGGUUGCACCUGCUGCCUCGGCAGCUUCAGCCGCACCAGCUGCUCCAGCGGCUGGUGCAGCUGCAAGUGCUGCUGCUCCUGCCCCAGCAGCAGCAGCCGCGGCUGCGCCCGCUCCUGGUUCCCUGGCGGUUGCUCCUCCCACCUUGCCCCCAGCGGUGGCCCAUAUCGUCAAGAAGUACCAGGCCGCGGCUGCGGCCCUCAAGCCCCCUGUGCCGGCGGCCGUGUGAGUCGGCAGCGCCUUGGACCGACCUCCUCGCGACGUGAGAAAGACGCAUUUAGGAAGUGUUCCAGUAUUCCGUUAUGUCUUCCGCUCAAUAAGCGCAUACAUUCAUAUAAAGCUUUUCGAUCAGUGGCAAUAAAUCAUUGAUAAAUUUACAAACCUAUUUUCCUUUUUUUCUGCCGUUGUCUUAGGGAUGUUCUUAAUAUAUACAACAUAUGAAUUAUAUGAUUCGGCCAAAUAUCUCUCACAGAGGAACACGAAUAUGAGGUUGCUGUAUGAAGCACUUUAAGCAAAAGUUAAGGGACAUAUAAAUACUGUAAGAAAUAAACUAACAAAUCAGAUAAUUAAAGGUGCUAAUUACCAAAACUAUAAACUGCCUGUCAUAUACCUAACAUGAAUCAUGUAAGAUGAUAGGAUAUUUUACUUAAAAGACUGAUGAAUAAAGAUUAAACAUGA